Messenger RNA from Effrenium voratum, 648 nucleotides. Lineage: Eukaryota; Dinophyceae; Suessiales; Symbiodiniaceae. The record is from the annotation of a GenBank genome assembly.
AUGGAUGGGCUGCGGAAAGUGCAAGCUGAGGCAGAGAAGGCAGCGAAGGGUCACCGGUGGUUGGCGUACGCCAAGGAGGCAUAUGAUCAGGCAAAGGGGGAGGAGGACCUUGCCAAGAAGCGGGCCUUGUUUCAAAAGUCCGGCCAGGGCUAUCAAGAAAGCCUAGCUUGCGUGGACCGGGAAGUUCACAAGCUUUACAAGAACUUGAGCAUCGUUCAUCUGCGCUUGGCCCAGUGCGCGGCGGAGGGCGAGGAUGCGAACGGUCUCAAGUACCACCUGAAAGAGGCCAUCGAGCACACUGGUCACCGUGCUCGGCUACUUGCAGAUGAUGGUUCAUGGGACCUUUUGUGCCGCAGACUUGCUAGCUAUCGCAUUUUGGCAGGAGUGCCCAAGUGCGGUAGCAUGGCAGCUGUAUGCGCGGCCUUCCUCUUCAAUAAGGCAGCCAGGAUCACUGAUGGGAGUAGCUAUGAUGAGCUGAUCCAAGCAUCUAAGCUUGGGCGACUGAAACAUGACAUCUCAGAGCUCCAAGUCUGGACGAAGGCUCGCCAGUAUUGGCUGAAGCCUGUCAGUGGCUCUCCAAGCCCGGCGCGUUCGACAACCCGCCGGUUGAUGAUUUGCCCAGCUUCGAAGACCUCCAGCAGCAAGUGA